GGCUGACAAUCUAGAGAACGAAAAUGAUGCUGCUACAGUCAUUUUGUCUUCCUCUUUACUGGCCAACUCAUUCGCAGAAAGUAUAGUCUAUCCCCGGGGUCGAUCAUGCUGUCCUCAACGCAUGUCCGUCUGACCCGGACGUCUUCCGACUUGCGCUUGCUCGCUGCUACACUUUGCCCUCCGUCGCCUAUUCUCACACCUAAUGACCUACUGGCACCAAGCACGUUUAGUGAAAUACCGCUCAUAAUCGACUUCGUGAUUGACAAAUUUUCUACACCCUUGAACUCGCCUCUCAGGUUUGAAUAUGACGCCGACGUAUGCACCCCGCCGAAAGCGAGUAGACUUGAAAUCGACAUAGCAACUGCACAGGGAAGAGUCGCGAAGUUGCCUAGGCUCCCGAUGACAGCCUCCCCGGUGACACUGUCCUCUAACCUUGCAAGCUCCUACAGUGUCAACGAAUCAAUGCUUGACGAAGUCUUUUUCACUCCGAAGUCAUUCCUGUCAUCACAGUCGCUCGUUUCUACACCAUCUCCUUCCCCAAGUCCCCUCUCAAAGUCUCUGUUCCACCUGACACAUAUCCGUAGCUUGGCUAUAUCGGACUCGGUUGGCUCGUCGCUGUCAGAAAGUCCCAGCGUUAGGACUGCUCUCGGAGGCGCAAACCGACAAGCCUGGGUUUUCAACUCGAGGAUGACUUCAAAUUCAACAAUGACUGUUCCUGUAGAGGAUAGAGAGAAUGAGCAAACUGUAUACCUUGGCACGUCAGCGACGUUCUCGACGCUGCCGACACCUUCCUUUGCUCCUCCAUCGCCAUCGCCCAGUGUAGAUGUUAUUUCUCCCAUAUCUCUGACAUACUCUAGGAGACAUCGUAGACCACUGGAACGCUCAGGAGCCAUCCAUCAUUUGAAGACACCCCGCUCAAUCCCGAGGACCUCUCGGCUCCAUCUACUUCCCCAUGAGCCCCAGUCCCCCGUCAUCGCACCUGUACGCACAACCCGAUGGCAGCUCACUGACUCCCCUUCGGCAAGCUCCAUGCAUUCGUUGUCUUUUGCAUGUACUACCUUGAGCGACUCAGGCGUCUCAUCUAAGCAUCCCUAUCUUCCACGUGAUCUCACUUGGCUCGGAGGGACUGAUGUUGAACUCUGGAUCGACCAGGAAGGCUUCCGCGCGAUCCGGCCCAUGAUGCGACUGAUGGGGUAUUCCCCACGCUCCCGUUCACUGCUACCAUAUGGAGAGCGUGGCGUCUCCUCCGACGUGAGCGGAGGCGUGGCGGAGUUCAUGCCAGUCAAGCGCGAGAGCUUCGCGUUCCACUAUGCGACCCUCGAUGGUCCACCGAUGCUGCGGCGCGUCACUGUGGGCGGGGAUGAGUCGCGUGACUACCUCUCCCGACACGCGGCACUGAACAUCAAGACGAACGGCGUAUAUACCGUUCUCGGAAGCGAGAGCAUGGUGUUGGGAAGCCCGCAGGAGCACGUGAAGAUGCAAUGGAAGUUCGAUUACCUCGUAGACGACCGUUACACGGACGGAUCGGGGCGGGUCCUCCCCGGCGAGAAAAUCAUCACGCCACUGACGUUUUCUUGCUCUCCAUUCUUGCUGCACCCGAUGCAGGGUAAGAAGGUCGGGUUCGUGCACCUCGUGAAGAAGAGCGUCGUACCGAAGCUCUCCGCGGAGAAGCUGGAGCCACCCGAGCGUCCCAAGAACGUUGGGCAGCUGAACCAGGUACAACGAAUGGCGAGUCUUAGGCGUAUGCGCAGGCAUGGGCCAUCCAGGUCGGAUGCCCAUGCGAACCCGGAAGGCGUUCUUAGGUUGCCAAGCGGGGCACUGGUUGGCAGCUCUCCUUUGGGACCAUCAAAGGGCGGCAGAAUACUUGAAGGCACCAGACAGAUGCAAUACACUCGGAGACGGAGGGCCUCAUCAGCUGGAGAACACGGUUACGUCAUAUCAAGUUUGCAUGAACUUAUGUCUGCCCAACCAGUCCCUAUCGCCGAAGAUGCAACGGCCGAGCUACCGAAGAUGACCACACCCAGAAACGAAAACCCACCCCGAGCUCGCCUGAACACAACACUGGGGUCUACACACAAUCAUGGAUAUUUGAAAGGACGCCAGGACGAUAAAUGGCUGGUCUGA
Messenger RNA from Suillus clintonianus, 2124 nucleotides. RefSeq lists its product as uncharacterized. The record is from RefSeq and is a predicted model, not a curated record. The transcript has a single exon. NCBI's taxonomy places the organism in Eukaryota, Fungi, Basidiomycota, Agaricomycetes, Boletales, Suillaceae. The coding region runs from base 106 to 2124 and encodes 672 amino acids.